This is a messenger RNA of Choloepus didactylus (southern two-toed sloth), 1142 nucleotides long. It is a transcript of the gene EIF6, whose product is annotated as eukaryotic translation initiation factor 6. The record is from RefSeq and is a predicted model, not a curated record. The transcript is spliced from 7 exons. Gene Ontology annotation, molecular function: ribosomal large subunit binding. Gene Ontology annotation, cellular component: preribosome, large subunit precursor; nucleolus; cytosol. Lineage: Eukaryota; Metazoa; Chordata; Mammalia; Pilosa; Megalonychidae. Gene Ontology annotation, biological process: maturation of LSU-rRNA; cytosolic ribosome assembly; maturation of 5.8S rRNA. The coding region runs from base 135 to 872 and encodes 245 amino acids.
CUCUUCCGGAAGUCUCCCAGCUCUGGGGCGGAAACGGAAGCCUGUUUAGGUAAAAGAAGGGGUAUUGCCGCGUGUGGUGGUUGCGGUUAUUUUGCUAGCUGGUGUGAAAGAAGGCCGAAAAGACUCCAGGCCUCAUGGCGGUCCGGGCGUCUUUCGAGAACAAUUGUGAGAUCGGCUGCUUUGCCAAGCUCACCAACACCUACUGCCUGGUGGCCAUCGGAGGAUCAGAGAACUUCUACAGUGUGUUCGAGGGCGAGCUCGCCGAUACCAUCCCCGUGGUGCACGCAUCAAUCGCCGGCUGCCGCAUCAUCGGGCGCAUGUGUGUGGGGAACAGGCAUGGUCUCCUGGUGCCCAACAACACCACUGACCAGGAGCUACAGCACAUUCGCAACUGCCUCCCAGACUCAGUGCAGAUCCGGCGGGUGGAGGAGCGGCUCUCGGCCCUGGGCAAUGUCACCACCUGCAACGACUAUGUGGCCUUGGUCCACCCAGAUCUGGACAGGGAGACAGAAGAAAUCCUGGCUGAUGUACUCAAGGUGGAAGUCUUCAGGCAGACAGUGGCUGACCAGGUGCUGGUAGGAAGCUACUCUGUCUUCAGCAAUCAGGGAGGCCUUGUGCAUCCUAAGACUUCGAUUGAAGACCAGGAUGAGCUGUCUUCUCUCCUUCAGGUCCCCCUUGUGGCAGGCACUGUGAACCGAGGCAGUGAGGUGAUUGCUGCUGGGAUGGUGGUGAAUGACUGGUGUGCCUUCUGUGGCCUGGACACAACCAGCACAGAGCUGUCAGUGGUAGAGAGCGUCUUCAAGCUGAAUGAAGCCCAACCCAGCACCAUUGCCACCAGCAUGCGCGAUUCCCUCAUUGACAGCCUCACCUGAGUCACCUAUGCUGCUCUGUGGGCUCCUGCCUCUGGACUUUGGCUCCCUCUACACGCCCCACCCAAUCUGUACUAGAUGCUGGCAGGGAGAGGGCAGAGAGCUCAGUGGGCCUGCAUGGCUGGAUGCCCAGCCUUUCUUCACCUUUACCCGUCUCCUGAAUUUAUACUUACUAUAAAAAUUUGCCCUGUUGUGCUGGUUGUCAGGCCCCAUGGCUCCUGGCUGAGGGUUCUGCUGCCCUGUGCCACCCCAUUAAAGAGCAGUUGCCUCUGA